Molecule: messenger RNA, 2851 nt
Organism: Panicum virgatum (switchgrass)
Lineage: Eukaryota; Viridiplantae; Streptophyta; Magnoliopsida; Poales; Poaceae
Exons: 2
Coding region: 45-878 (277 amino acids)
Source: RefSeq, a predicted model, not a curated record
UUGGCCUUGGCGUCGGCGUGUGUUCGUGCGAGAGAUCGAGCGAGAUGGGUAGUGUCACGGCUGCCGUGCACUGGUGGGAGGAGUCGCAGAUGCGUGUGCUCGUCCUCGGCAGCCUGCUCGUCCAAUUCCUUCUCUUAAUCUUCUCCUUUGUGCGUAGGAUGGCCAUUCCUAGGUGGAUCAGAUUCAUCAUGUGGCUGGCAUACCUCGCCAGCGAUGCCGUGGCGAUAUACGCCCUCGCCACGCUCUUCAACCGCCACAAGAAUCAAGAUCCUGGAGGAAGCAGGAUGUUGGAGGUGGUCUGGGCGCCCGUCCUCCUGAUACACCUAGGCGGACAUGACGGCAUCACCGCCUACAACAUCGAAGACAACGAGCUGUGGAGCCGGCACCUGCUCACUGCGGUGUCUCAGGUCACGGUGGCCAUCUACGUGUUCUGCAAAUCAUGGCGAGGCGGCGACAAGAGGCUGUUGCAGGCAGCAAUCUUGUUGUUCGUCCCUGGGGUUCUGAAAUGCUUCGACAAGCCAUGGGCACUCAAGAGUGCGAGCAUUAAUAGCCUCGUCAGCACAUCUGCUGCUGAGAGGACACCAAAACAAGGCCAGAUGGAUCCGCUCGGGGAGUACGUGAAACACGCAAAGGCUUUUGUCAGCAGAGAACAAAGGGAGGGUGAAGGUCGGAUGCAGCAACAAGCAACAAGGGCUUCUGUUCAGGAAGGCGAUCAUUCUCCAUCACAAGCAAAGCAAACUGAAGGUGACAUGGAUCCGCUCGAGGAGUACGUGAUGAAAGGAGCAAGGGCUCCUGUGGAGGACGGUGAUCAUAGAAAAUCCCAACAAGGCGCACACCACCAAUACCUUCCAAGACGGCCAAAAUCUAAUGAAAAGUGAGGCCUAUAAGCUAUUUGUAGAUCUUUCAUCUCCAUACCCUCGUCGGCUUAGUAUCCUCAAAUAUUUCUGGGUGGUUAGCCAAGAGAGCGCAGAGCAAGCACAUCGCUCCCUGCGAAAAAGGAUCGUUAGCGCGUUCCUCCUCCUUUACACCAAGCUAAAGACUGCAGCCAUUCCAACGGGAGGUGAAAUUGAGAAUGAGAAGGGAAAAGCUAGUUACCGAGUGAAAUUCAUAUUUCGCCACUGGGCACGUGUGUUUCUGCCGUGGGCAGCCAUCGGUCUCUUCCACAAGAGUCACAGAGAAUCUUAUAAUGAUAUUGAUGUCAAGAUCACAUAUGCCAUAUUCUGUUGUACUGCUCUGCUAGAAUUUUACUCCAUGCUUCCAAUUAUACCGGUGCCUGGAGACGAACCAACCAUCGCCGGCCUCUUCCACAGUGGCCAGCGGCCAGAUAUGGUCACUCAAUAUAGCCUCGUAGGAUACUUUGCCCGCAACAGAGAGCAUAGCUGGAUGAUGCGGACUGUAAGUUUGUUUGGAUGCAAGGAUUUCCUCGACCAGCGCUGGUGGAUGAGGUCCUGCUUCUCAUCCAGGAGAAUUACAAAGUUGGUUCUUCAAUAUCUGAAAGAUGGAUGGAAGGAAAAAAUACAAGAUGCUGCCAGCUAUCGCAGGUUUAAUGACAACAGGGGCCACUGGGCGCUUGAGGGCAAUCAAGACUUGGUCUCCAGCAUAAAGGGACCAUUCGAUGAGAGUGUCCUCAUCUGGCACAUCGCCACAGAUUUCUGCUUCUUCUUGAGCCCGUUUUCAGAUCAUAGAUGUUCCUUUGCUAAGAUCCCGUCAAUAUCAUCGAACUCAAAGUCGAAAGGGGAUACCCCUCCAGCUGAGGAGGCUAGGUCUAAAUGUGGAGAAUUGACCGCCUGCAAAGCCGUCCUAUGCAGACAGAUAUCCAACUACAUGAUGUACCUACUGUUUGUUAAUCCUGAGAUGCUAUUGCCUGGCACUAGGCGGAAUCUCUUCACAAUUGCCUACAAGGAGCUCAAGGAUAUCCUCGACGACGACAAGCCAAGUCUGUUGGCAACUGCCUAUAAAGAGCUCAAGGAUAUCCUCAAGGACAACAACCGGAAUAUGUACAGAAGAGUCACAGCCGCCAUUAAAGAGCUCAAUGAUAUACUCAGGGACAGCAAGCGGAAUCCACUAAGCUGGAGUCAGUGGAAGCCUGCACCAGCGAUACAGGAAGAGCUUAUGCAGAGAGUAAUCAAUACCAUGCUGGACAAUUCAGUGAAAGCUUCUGAAGAGGAGUCAAAAAGAAGUUCUGAAGAAAAACCAGAUGGAAGUUCUAAAGGAAGUUUCAUCGACGACGCCUGGGCUCUUGCCCAAGGGUUAUUGGCCUUAGGUGACGACAAGAUGUGGGAAGUGAUCCAGGGCGUCUGGGUGGAGAUGCUCUGCUUCUCCGCCAGCAGAUGCAGAGGCUACCUGCACGCCAAGGCUUUGGGCUCCGGCGGGGAGUUCCUCACCUAUGUCUGGCUCCUAAUGUCAUGCAUGGGGAUGGAGACCUUCACGGAGAGGCUGCAGAGGGAGGAGCUUCCACCGGCUUCUGACGCCCGCAAUGGCACGGCUUCAUCCACUUCCGAGAUCCACACUCGUGCUCGUGCGGCUCCAUCAACUUCCCAGGUCCAUCACACCAGCGCGUCUCCAUCCACGGAUGAGAUUUGCAUCGAUAUGUCUUAGCAGGUAGCACUCGUGGAGGCUAUUUCAACUGUUCGUAGUUCUUUUGUUCAGCUGCUUUCCCAUACAAGACUGUUUACCGAUUGUAGUAGUUCUUUUGUUCAGCUGCUUUCCCAUACAAGACUGUUUACUGAUUGUUGUGGACGCUUGGUUGUUGGCAUGCUUCUCCCUAGUCCUAUUGUUCUUGCUGCUCAUCACAGUAAAAGCUAUAUAUGUAAUGGUGUAAUCUGUUUCUUGUUAUAAUGCCUUCCAGAGU